Molecule: messenger RNA, 1361 nt
Organism: Amphibalanus amphitrite
Lineage: Eukaryota; Metazoa; Arthropoda; Thecostraca; Balanomorpha; Balanidae
Exons: 5
Coding region: 12-1013 (333 amino acids)
Cellular component (GO): extracellular region
Molecular function (GO): peptidase inhibitor activity
Source: RefSeq, a predicted model, not a curated record
UUUCCACCACCAUGGUUUUAAUGAUGCUUCAACUUCUCUGCCUUAUAAUGGCCAGCAGUGUCCCUGGUGGUGAAUCGUUGAACCUCAACUUACACCGUUCGCCGCUAGUGACGUCACCAAUGGACAAGCCGGCUGGCCGCACGCGGAGGUCUCUGGUGCCUCGUCAGAGCCUUCCCGGAAGUGUGGGAUUUGCAGUUUUCAGCGGGCGACAGUUCGACAUUCUACCUUUCCAAGGUAUCGUACCGCACACCAGCCAGCCGGCCAAUCAGCAGUCACGGCUCACCGGCUCGACCAAUCAGCGAGGCCGUCACACUGUGUCGACCAAUCAGAGCGGCCGGAAGAGGUUCGCGCCGACCAAUCACGGUGCUCGACGCAGCGUGACCGGCGGAAGUGCGCUCCGUCGGACGGGCAUUUUUGCAGCGCUAAAGAACAUCAGAAAUAAAUCAACUCGGCAGCAUCUUCGAUCUCCUCCUAGAAGACAAUUCUUCCAAAACUCCAAACUCAACUCAAUAACGCGCCAAAUCUUCCAAAUCAAGCAGACAACGCGAGGCAAUUCUGUCAGAACGAAAAGCGUGCUUAGUGGAUUGAGCCGCUUCCAGCAGAAACCGAGCCGCAAUGUGUUUCUCAGCAGCAUCACCAAAGGCGGCGGCAGCGGCGGCAGUGGUCUUCGGGGAUCCACCAAAACAACGUCGGCCUCGCCCAUAGGCAUCGUGGUGACAAGUCACGGUUUGCAGGCGCAUUCUCCUCCUAACGCACAAAAUAUGGAGACUUUUCUGAUCCAGAGAAAGCAUGGCCCCGGCCAUUAUGUGGAUGGAACUGCUGGAACUGGAACGCUGCUCUCCAGUCGUCCCGGUCAGUGCCCGGUGGUGGACCAGUCGCGGUGCCCCCCUCUGCCCAGCGGGCCCCUGCCCCCGUCCUGCAGUAACGACUACCAGUGUCGAGAGCCCACCACAAAGUGCUGCUACGACCCCUGCCUCACGGUCAGCAAGUGCGUUCGGCCCGUCGGAAUAUAAACGAUUCUCACCCUUAUUGGAAAACUGAUAGAAUGUCGAAAAACGGAGGUAGAAUUGAAUAUACCGCUAUCUGUCGCGUUGAGCUGGCCUUAACAAUGAGAACUGAUAGCAUUUGUAUAUUUUAGACGGAGACUAUAUCUUGUAUGCAUUAGGACGAUAGGUUAUCUACUGAAGCAUGUCAGCAAUGUCGAAUAAUACGUACUGCGAUUUGGAAAUAAUUAGACGUUUUCAACACCUUAGCUUAUUCGAGACAAGUGUAUCAAAACCUGUAUGGAACCGAAACUGAAGUACCGUGACAUCUUGUAACCACUUUAUUUGCCGCAUAAAUAAACAACAGUGGCUUGUAUG